This is a messenger RNA of Orbicella faveolata, 828 nucleotides long. Its product is annotated as DNA-binding protein RFX6-like. The record is from RefSeq and is a predicted model, not a curated record. Gene Ontology annotation, biological process: regulation of transcription by RNA polymerase II. Lineage: Eukaryota; Metazoa; Cnidaria; Anthozoa; Scleractinia; Merulinidae. Gene Ontology annotation, molecular function: DNA-binding transcription factor activity, RNA polymerase II-specific; RNA polymerase II cis-regulatory region sequence-specific DNA binding.
AUAAGUAGAAUGUCAAGACUGUCUCCGAUAUACGUGGAUCACCAAGCAGCAGCUUAUUGUUCUUUAAAGCAUGAAGUGUCAGUGUCGCUGAACGUUAUGACAGCCCAUCGCCAAUUUCUUGCUAAAUUAUGUCCAUAAGUAUUUUGUUCCUGGCUAGAAUAAUGACGAAAAAAAAAACAAGAAGAAAGGAAACAAAACAAAAAACAAACAAACAAACAAACAACAACAACAAAAACAACAACAAAAAAAAAGAAAGAAAAAAAAAAGAUGAUCGGAGCCCAGCGUAUUUAGGCCACUGCCAUAGUCGGCCGUCUUAUUUAAUAUGAUACAUAAUAUAAUUCUGCAUAAUAUAAAAUGCAUGCCCCAGUGUCAAGCCAAGGCAUGAAUUAGGUAUUUCUUCGUUGUUGCAACUAAAUUAGUUUACUGACAUUGUUAUCUUAUGGAAAGAUGAUUCAUUGAUCGAUUUUCUUAGAAAUAAAGGAUAAAAAGAUGUUGAUUAUGAAUGAUAAUGUAGUCUAAUUAUAACUGAUUACUUUUGCUCACAGGUAGAGACAUUCAUUAUGAUGUACCGAACACAUUGCCAGAGAAUGUUGGACACUGUUGUUAGCGCCAACUUUGAAGGAGUUCAGAACUUUAUCACCCACUUCUGGCAAGGAAUGCCGGGCCACAUCAUUUCAGUGCUGGAGUGUCCUGUGGUUGUUGAUAUUGUGGCCAUUUGUGACUCCAUACUAUACAAGGUUUUGACAGAUGUCCUAAUACCUUCAACCAUUCAAGAUCUUCCGGACAGGUAAGGGUUCCUCUCUCUCUCUCUCUCUCUCUCUCUCUCUC